AUGUCAUCGUCGAUCGAAUCCAAAAUCGCCAUGGCCAAAACAGUCGUUUCCACCAUCGGUUCUGUCGCCGCGGCGGCGAUGGUGGUUCGCAGCGUCGCCCGCGAUUACUUGCCUUCUGAAUUCCACGACUACCUCGAUUUCGGCUUCCGCAAUUUCAUCAACAAGUUCUCCACACAGGUAACCAUGGUUAUCUACGAAUUCGACGGGAUUCGGCCAAACGAGAUUUACAACGCCACACAACUGUACCUUGCCGCCCGUAUUUCACCCGAUAUCCACCGUAUGAAGAUCAGCAAGUACACCAGCGAGAAAAAUAUCAACGUUGCCAUGGAAAACAACGAAGAGUGUACCGAUGUUUACAAUGGAGUCAAGUUCAAGUGGUCUUCGGUGUCUAACAAGACGCCGGCGACAGAAUACUACCGUGACGAUGAUAUGAUCAGAUCUUCUUCCGAACUUCGAAUUCUACGACUCACAUUUCAUCGGAAACACAAGGAUCUCGCCUUGAACGAGUACCUACCGUUUAUACUUAAUGAGUCGAAAGCGAAGAAACAAGCAGAGAAAACCGUGAAGCUAUUCACCGUCGAUCCGUUGGCGAUGCAUCAAACCCGUUCAAAAAUGUGGACGCCGGUGAAUCUAGACCAUCCGUCGACAUUUUCCACGCUGGCAAUGGAUACAGAUGUUAAGGAGAAGGUGACGAAGGAUUUAGACAUGUUCAUACAGAGAAGAGAGUACUACCGGAAAGUCGGAAAAGCUUGGAAGAGAGGCUACCUGUUGUACGGCCCGCCGGGAACGGGAAAAUCGAAAAGACAAACUUGA
Molecule: messenger RNA, 813 nt
Organism: Lactuca virosa
Lineage: Eukaryota; Viridiplantae; Streptophyta; Magnoliopsida; Asterales; Asteraceae
Source: the annotation of a GenBank genome assembly